Messenger RNA from Arachis ipaensis, 603 nucleotides. NCBI's taxonomy places the organism in Eukaryota, Viridiplantae, Streptophyta, Magnoliopsida, Fabales, Fabaceae. The record is from RefSeq and is a predicted model, not a curated record.
AUGAGUGAUACGGUUAUGGCUGCUAUUCAUCUAGCUUUGUACCGAAUAAAGCUUGGUGUCAUUGAUGACUCUGAUUAUGUAAGUUUUGUAGUCUUUGACAAGGAGGCAAAACAAGUUUUAGGAAAGAGCUGUGUAGAGAUACUUGAUCCACUCCUGUUGAAAGGAGAUCUAUCGGAUACACCUACACUUUUGCUCAACCUAAUUGAUAAGAUCUACCUCUUCAUCGUUGAAGUUCAAAUAUCUGAUAAUCCACAUUUUUCACCUUCUUAUAAAGUUAAGAAGAUAACUGAUAAUGUGGAUCUCAUAAAUAAAUUAAAAAAAACUCACCCUAUUCAAAUUGUGAGUACAGUUAUAAAUGAUGUUGACUACAUCGGUGGUUUGCUUCCAAUUUCAAAGGCAUCCUCAAUUAUUGAAGGGGAGGAAGUAGAAGGUCCUAAUAUUUUGUUGCUUGUAUUCUCCAAUGAAGUUGCGGACGAUGAUGAAUCUGAAGUGUUGGAAAAUGCUAUUACACCAGCCAAGCAACUAUCCUCGAAGUUGGAAGAUUCGGAGGUGGAAGGAGAUACCUCAACUUGCAAGAAGAUCAAGAUUGAGAAUGAAAAUUGA